Molecule: messenger RNA, 542 nt
Organism: Rosa rugosa (rugosa rose)
Lineage: Eukaryota; Viridiplantae; Streptophyta; Magnoliopsida; Rosales; Rosaceae
Product: protein NONRESPONDING TO OXYLIPINS 2, mitochondrial-like
Exons: 2
Coding region: 158-535 (125 amino acids)
Source: RefSeq, a predicted model, not a curated record
AUGAUCACUGAUAUGGUGCUUAAUUUUUAUUUUUCAACUCAUGCACAAUCCUAACAGCUUUCUUUCUAAAUCUCUAAAUCAGAAGUGAUUUAAUUUAAUACUUUUGACAGUUAACAGGGGUCAAAGGGCAAGAUCUUUUCUCUCUUUCCUUUCUUCUAUGGGUUCAAAUAUGAGGAAUCAGGAAGUUAGAAGUUGGAAGUGGGCACUUCAAUUCAGGACACUUAUCUCCCCAGCACAAGAAAUGGCUUCAUUCUGCAGAUCAGCGCUUAUAGCUGGCUCAAGGUGCAUCUCAGCUCGCUCCAGAUCCCUCAACCACAACUCACUAAAUGCUAUAAGCCCUAAAGUCUUGUCGUCUCCUUUUGCUUCAUCAACUAAAGCAAACCCUAGCUCUACUAGGUUCAUUUCAGUUCUUGGAAGCGUGGAGUCAAUGAUGCCAUUUCACUGUGCCAUUGCUUCUCCUCGGCUCAACUCCACAGUUGCCUUUGAUUUCACCUGUUGGAGUUGCCUUUCUCAAGGACUUCUUGAUACUAGCUGAACGUAAA